GGUUUUUAUCAAACUUAGAAAGUCGUCCGUCACACAUGGCGAGUUAACACGGUGUUUUGUGUUGCUAGUUGUGCCUCUAUAGCUUGAAAGAUAGUUACUCAAACACUUUCAUAUAUGCAUUGAACUGAAGAAUAACGUUACAUCGUGUGAGAAGGACACACAAUACAUGUGAUUAAUCAGCGGCUACAUCAGAGAAGACGCGGCUUGUGUGAACUCCGGUUCCGGGGAGCAGAGCGCCAUUACGGCUACACUCGGCUUACUUUAUCACGAGGGAACAUUUGCUGGCAGAAAUAAAAUUUGUGAGUGUGCUGUGACGGCUGUCCGACCACAAGAGUCUCCUAUCCGACUGCACCUGUGUCUGUUGUCCAACCUGUCUGAAUUCAGACUGCGGUGAAAUGACUGAUCCAGUUAAGUUCCGAAUCAUUCUGGGAGAGAAUAAUUCCCAGAGAUUGAUCCUUCCUGGCGGGAUACCAGACUCUAUCAGUGACCUUGCGGACCAAAUAAAGCAGCAGUGUGGAGUAGAAGGGGACUUCAGACUUCAAUACAUGGAUUACGAGUUUGGGAAUGAAUUCACCAACUUGCUGUCAAUGUCAGAUGUCCAGGACAAAAGUACCAUCAAGGUCAUAUUUAAUUCCAUUACUACUGUCCAGCAUGAUGGCUCUCGGCCCCCUCCCUACCCAGCUGCUGCUGCCACCAUUCGAUCUCCACAUGACUCCUCGUCCCUUUCUUCGGGUAGCUCACAGGAUACAGAAAUACUGUCUUCACCGGAGUCCACUUCCUCAAGAUCCUCUGGAUGGCCCAUUAUCUUCACUGUUCCCCGGUUCUCCUAUGAUGCUGAGCUGCAGCUGGACAGGGCCAACACUGCUUUUAAAGAAACUGGAACUUUGUUAAGUCCUGAUACCCAACUUAAGUCAGCCAUUCUUGAUGGCUUGACUGAAACUAUUGUGAAGUACAAAGUGUACCUCUCCGACCGUGAGUUUGAGGAGGUAGCUGAAGCUCUUGUAUCAGCACAUCCAUGUUUGAAAGAACCAGGCUCAGUCACUGGAUUUGGCGGCUGGAAGACGAGCUUGAAAUAUAAACUUGGUAACUACCGAACAAAGCUCAGGCGGCUUGGCUGCCCAGAAGUCACAGUAAAUGCCCUAACACACAAACCUGGUGGCAAAUGCAGUCCUGCUUAUGGUGUAAAGAGACCAAAAAAAGCAGAAGUGAAUUACUGCCCUGCCUACCCGUCUGGUGAAACUGCCGAGACACAAGAAGGACUAAGAGUGGCCCUCCUCUCAGAAGUGAAGAAAAGAAACAAUGAGGAGAAUGUGGCGAAAAUGAUGGACAAGACCUUUGCUUACAGGAGGCAAGAAGUAGUUCGGGAGGCACCAAUGAUAGCUGAAUUCACAACGAGGUGGCCGGCUCUCUUCAAUGUGCAUGAGGUGUGUUUGGAAUUCAAGAGAAUCACAACACUCCAUUUAGAGUCAAAGUUCUUCUCUGAGUUGGAUGCUUACUCUGCAGACCUAAUCAAGUUGUUUGCCAAGAAAGGCGGAGUUCAAGGGAAACAGAUCAGAAGCAUCAUGGUACCCAUGACUGAGACUGACAGCAUUGAUGUCAGAAGAGAAUGCAUACUGAAAAGUCUUUGCGUCUACUUGAAUGAAGAUCCAGAGAAGCUGGUGAAAGAAUACCUGAGCGAUGAUGAAAGCAGUCUGGCGGCUAUGGCAGAGACGGUCUUUGGAGUUUUUGUCAUUCGACACCACGGUGCAGGGCCCAGUGAGAACCCAGAGGAUGUCGGAAUUAUUCUGGAGGGUGUAAUGGUGUUGCAUGAGUUGAGGUAUGUGCCUUUUGCAGUGGCAAUGUUGCUUGCGCUCGUCUAUGCUCUAAACCUGAGCUACCCCAGAGAACUAAGAUACACCUUUGAAGCUCUGCAGAAGAUCAUUAUGAAACUAGAUGGAAAUAAACUUUCCGCAAAAGUGCAAGCUCUCAAAACAUUGCUUUCCCGUUAAUAACCACACAAGGUACAUGACUGAGCUCAUCCUCACCUUAGGAAAUCACCCUGUGAUUGCUUUAGAUUGCUUUAAAUCAGUAAAAAAUCUCGUUCAAUCAAAACAUAAUUGAAGUUAAAAUACUCCGACUGUAAGGUUUUCAAUGAUUCUCUAAAGUAAAAAUGUUUUUCCUUGACAAUGUUUUAGAUUGCCCACUGUUGGUUUUUAUGUAAUAAUAUCCCUAACUGUGAAAUGUUUUUUUUUUGUUACUAAGGUAAAGUAAAAAAUUUUUGGCACUUUAAAAAUAAGUGAAGCAGUGUUUUGUUUAUAAUGUUCAAGUUUUGACACUGAGCAGGCUUCAAUUCAUUGAACCUCUGUUUCUGAUGUUAAUGUUCACUGUUACAUUCUAAAUAUGUUGGUCUGAUGUUGAAGUGGAAUGUGAAAUGUUUCAAGGGAAAUGUGAGUCUAAUGCUGGCCUCACACUGCAAGGUUCUCGUCAAAUUUAUGCCCUGGCCCCGCCCAACAAUCGACAGAAAAAUCGGGUCUGCGACAUUGUCAGUCCUGAUUGAGGGGGGUACUGAUCAAUCGUAAGCCUUGAUCGGCUAAUAUAGCGUCGGGGGUUACCCGAUCGCUUUAAAACAUUUUAGAAAUUUGUUGAAUUAGAUCUUUCCAAAACUUUCUAUCUGUGACCAUUCCCUCGGCCAUGAUAUUCUAAUGGAGUCCUGUAAUAUGUGAUGGCUACUAGACAGCCCCCCAUUUCUUAAAAGCACUCUACUGUUCACUAAAUCACUCUACUUUUGUGAAUUUGCUUCUUUAUAUAUAUAUAUAUAUAUAUGUGUGUGUGUGCGUGUUCUCAAAAAUGGGAAAGUAUAUUUUUUUAUAUUUACAAGCACCUGAAAGUGUUAACUUUUCUUGCACUUUGAAAAAUAAGGGAAGCAAUGUGUUGAUGUUAAGAGAAAGUAUUUUUUUAUGUUGUUUUCAAGCACCUGAAAGUGUUGAACUUUGUUCUUUUGAAGAAAUACAAUUUGAUUGCCUCAUC
Molecule: messenger RNA, 3006 nt
Organism: Pleuronectes platessa (European plaice)
Lineage: Eukaryota; Metazoa; Chordata; Actinopteri; Pleuronectiformes; Pleuronectidae
Exons: 6
Coding region: 396-1988 (530 amino acids)
Source: RefSeq, a predicted model, not a curated record